Molecule: messenger RNA, 812 nt
Organism: Phyllopteryx taeniolatus (common seadragon)
Lineage: Eukaryota; Metazoa; Chordata; Actinopteri; Syngnathiformes; Syngnathidae
Gene: mrpl36
Product: mitochondrial ribosomal protein L36
Exons: 3
Coding region: 414-743 (109 amino acids)
Biological process (GO): translation; ribosome biogenesis
Cellular component (GO): ribosome; mitochondrial large ribosomal subunit
Molecular function (GO): structural constituent of ribosome
Source: RefSeq, a predicted model, not a curated record
UACCCCGCGGAGAAAUGAUAAUAUAGCUGGUUUAUGGCGUUGAAAUACCGCAAGCGAGUCGUAGACUAAAAUUAUUAUUAUCGGCGACUUCAUUGGGUACACCUGCAUCAAAAACGGCCUCUGACUUAGGACGGAACUGCUUCGAGGUUACGAACAGAUCACAAUGAUAUAUUACGUCGUGACUCGUCACGCCGCUCAAAAAGACAGUUAAGCUCAGUUACCGCCGUGCUUGUCUUUUAUUUGUUUGUAUUUAUGGCGGGGAGGUGUUCAACGAAUAGCAUUGACGUUUUGAAUUGAUCACAUAUGGUGCAGCAAUACAUGCAUCCUCCUCGGAAUACAACAUAUUUCUGCAGCUUCGUCAGUCUGUCUGUGUUAUACUGCCUCCUGGUGGCCAAGGCGUGAACACGAGCCCAAUGCGGUGGUGGGAGAGAUGCCUGCCAUGGCAUUUCCAUUUAGUUAAAUCGGUCUUGACCGAAUGGCCUCUCACUUCUUGCAGCACCUGGCUCCUCAGCGCAGCACCUCGCCUUCCAUCAUCAGCCAGCGUCAGCGGCAUCCAGCCUGCUGCGUGCGGACCGUCCUUGCUGGGACAAUGUCGGCAUCUUCCCUCCAUCCAGCCCGCUGAUGGGAUGAAAACAAAGUCUGCCCUGAGAAGACGCUGCAAAGACUGUUUCUUCGUGCGGCGAAGGGGCCGCUUGUUUGUCUUCUGCAAGACCAAUCCGAGACAUAAGCAGAGACAAGGCUGAAAUGUGUCACGGUAAACAGUUAUGAAAAGUGACAUUUUGCUACAACAAUAAAAUGUUUUGCUUGACUAA